GGCGCUGCUUCUCAACGGUCUGACACAGCCACGUGCUUUUUCGCCAUGGCCUGUUACUGCCAGUAGGCCCAAGAAAAGAGGAAAAAAAGAAGCGGGAUUCACAACUCUUUCCCGCGAGUCUGCGUCAGGCCUACGCAGACUCUUCAGGCGCGCUCCCUUUUUCUUCUUUAUUGUCAAUCUUCGAAGACAGGGCUUGACUGGCAAAUAUGGUUAUCAUGGAUGAUCGAAAUCCCUUGCGAGACACAAUUGUCUCCCCUCAGGCGUUCACCAUUCUGUUCCCCGUCAUCCCGGCAUCUCUCCGGCGGCGACUCCCCAGUCUGUACUCUUCGAUCCACCGAUCGAUCAGCUCAGGUGUCACCGCCAACCUGAAGACAAAUGUAGCUGGCGAGCAGUAUAGUGCUCCCGUGCACUCGCGAAUGCCGUCGUCGUCUUCCUUUCCGGAGUUAGAGUGCUACAAGACCCUGCCUGACCCCGCCGGGGACCUUUACCCGCGCCCUGCGACAGCGGAUAGUCCGAGCAACGAGCGGGACUCCUGCGGCUCGUCUGUAUCGGGGAAGUCUCCGGAUAUGAGUGAGACCACUACUGUCUUCGAUGAGAGUAGAUUUGGUGAUGCGUUUGGCGUUCCACCGUCGAGAUAUGAAGCCGAGUCGGGAUUGCGGUGGAAUAGAGUAAUACCCGCGCUGAGCUUGCUUCGCAAUGCAGGUUACGAAGCGCAACAGCCCCGAUGUGACGGCCGCCUAGCCCGUUCGCUGUAUAUCAAUGCCGUGGGUUAUCUGCUGGACGCCCUACCAGCAGAACUCACACAUGACGAGAUCGCAACCAUCCGGCAAAAUUUGCCGACAAGUAUCCAGCCGUCCACACUAGUGCCGCUCGAUGCAAGCCAGCCUGCAACAGGGCCCAUGAGGCCCGACACGAUGAAUCUAGACACGAAUUGUCCGUGUACCGCGUCCAAACGGUCGUUUCUUCAUCGUCUGCUUGCAUUCGUCAUCAUCCAGUUGUUUGUUCUCGUGCGGUACCUCAUACCGUAUCUGAAGUUACUCCUCGCCUGGGUCUAUCAGUAUGAGCGAUCUCACCGGGUCACCGAGCGCGUCAUUGCCACGACGCUGGACACGGUGGAUAGCUGGGGCAAAAGAAGCAUGAGCCUGGGGUCGACGGUCCUGGGUUUGUAUGACGGAAGAGUGCGCUCGACUAUGAUGAAUGUCACAGAUUGGUGGGUCGAAGGUAUUGCCGGUGGUAUCUAUGAGGGAAUUGGGGAGGGUAUGACAGUGUUGGGAAUCAUCUCACCGCAUACAAACCUGGAAAGGUCCUCAUUACAUCCACAGGGGAGGUAAUUCUGGAUCGGGUUGUAUAAACUGCCUAUUGUUGUGACGUGUUUUGCUUUUGAACUCCUUGGAGCGCCGAGUGCUAGCGUUCAAAUUGUAUGCAUGUAUAGAGAUAGACCGCAAUUUUCGCGACAUUAUGACGAACAAAGUCUG
Messenger RNA from Aspergillus homomorphus CBS 101889, 1475 nucleotides. RefSeq lists its product as uncharacterized. NCBI's taxonomy places the organism in Eukaryota, Fungi, Ascomycota, Eurotiomycetes, Eurotiales, Aspergillaceae. Bases 207 to 1331 code for a protein of 374 amino acids. The transcript is spliced from 2 exons. The record is from RefSeq and is a predicted model, not a curated record.